AUGAGUGACGAUGCAGGUUACUCUUGGAUGACCCGCUAUUUGUACAACUACUGGUCAUCGCAUUGGUUCCACAACAACUGGCGACCAUCAUCAUCAUCAUCAUCAUCGGGUGCACCCAACAGUCGGGCUCAUAACAAGCCAUCAGCAACGUUGCCGACCACGCCGGCCAUCUUGCGACUCGAGUCCUCGUCCACGAUGACGAUGAUGAUGACUGCCGCUGCUCAUCCCGGCACAUCCGCAGGAAAGAGCAGUGUGGUGAUUGUGGACGACUCGGCCGCCUGCUCGGCGGACAAGAAAGUGCGGAACCUGGUGGGCCAUGGCGGCGCGGCGGCGGUGGUGCUCUACUCGGCCGCCGCGACUGGGCCCAAGUUGUUGCGGUCGUCGUCCUUUUCGGCGCCGGUCCUGGGCGUGGGGCCGACGAGGAACCAGCAGGGCCAUGUCGUCGUGUUGGCUGGCGCCUACCUGCCCAGGGCUGCGAGUCCCACUGACCCGAGUGUGGCCCUGCUCGUGGCACUGGCCACGUUCGCCUUUGCAGUCGGCGGCUCUCUCAGCGGCGCCUCGUUUCCGCAAUUCUCAUCAGCUGCAGUCUCCUCUUCCUCAGGAUCAGGAUCCAUCUUUACAAUGGCGACGACGACGAGUCCAGUCCAGCUGCAUCAGCGCAACAGCAUCAGGCAUGAUGCUGGUGCUGCUGCCCCUGAUGCUGGCUUCUCCCUCAUCACCAGCGUCGGCGACCUGCUCAAGAUGGUCGGCAUGAUGAGCGUGUUCCUCGUCGGCCUCUACCUCGGCGCCGACCACGUCCACCGCCUCGACUCGCUCGUCUGCCUCCUGGUGGCGCCGCACCAACUGGCCACACUGGCCGACCGCCUCUUGUUCCGACGCUCGUCGCCACUGCCAGCUGCCCUUGCCUCCUUGUUUCUCUCGUCGUCGUCUUCUUCAUCAUCAGCUGCAGAAGAAGACGACCAUCAUAUUGAUGAUGAUGAUGAUGAUGAUUCUACUUCUUAUUAUUAUUCUUUCGAGGGCAUCCGACACGCUGCUGGGGCCUGGGUGUUUCAAGACGCUGUCGGCGUGGCCAUGGCCGUCAACGGGCUCCUGGACCUGCGUCUGCCGUCCAUGCGACUCGUGGCCACGGGCCUGGGCCUCGUCUUUUGCUACGACGUCUUUUUCGUCUUUGUCACGCCGCUGCUCACGUCGGACGGCGUGAGUGUGAUGGAGCGAGUGGCAGUGAGCAGUGCCAGUAGUGCAUCAUCAUCCUCAUCGUCGUCAUCAAGUAAGCAUGCUGGUGGUGAUGAUGAUGCUCAGCAGCAUUAUUUCAAUGCCGCCCCGACUUGGCCCAACAUCCUCGUCGUGCCGGCAUUCCACGACGCCCUGCGCGUGUGCAACGUGCGGUCGUUUGUGCUGCUGGGAGUGGGUGACAUCUUCUGGCCGGGACUCGCGUCCUCGUACGCCUUUGCCUUUGACCGCGUCUUGGUGUCACUUUCGUCGUCGUCGUCGUCAUCAUCCUCUGUCAUCGGACUCGCUGCUGAUGGCUGGCAUCGGCAGCACGCCUACUUCCUCACGGCCGUGCUGGCCUACGCGGCAGGACUGGCGCUGUCCAUGCUGGCCAGUCUCUGGCUCCAGACCGGCCAGCCAGCGCUGCUCUACAUCGUGCCUGCUGUCCUGGCACCGCUCCUGCUGCUGGCCAAGUCCCGUCGCCAGCUCGACGUCUUUUGGGACGGCUCUCUCUUCCUCAUGCAUCGACAUUGAUGAGAGAUGCUUCCUCGCUGUCGGCUAUAUACUGAACAGUAUACAGUACAUCGCAUAUCCUGCAUUCAGUAUUUCAACUGCUGAUGAUGAUGGCUCAUCACGGUGCAACAUCAGAUGUACUGUAUAAUAUAUAUAUGCAGAGACAGCAGCUGAUGCAUGGCUGACUUCAUAUCAUCGCUGCUGUGCUGCCGAUUAAUAACCGACACUAUUCUAUUGACAAGCAUUACUUGUAUAAAAAUUUUUGCAUGAAAAAUGCUCACUCAUCGUCGUGCAUCAGCAAUUAUAAAUGGCACAUGUAUAGACUAUAUACA
This is a messenger RNA of Notodromas monacha, 2054 nucleotides long. NCBI's taxonomy places the organism in Eukaryota, Metazoa, Arthropoda, Ostracoda, Podocopida, Cyprididae. The record is from the annotation of a GenBank genome assembly.